AUGCUGGGCAGACAAGGUAGCCAAGCCUCACACUGGUACCAUGAUUCCUGUCCUAACACCCCUCAGCCGGGCGCAGAUAUCGGCCAGGCUGGUGCAGUCAGCACCAAACAAACUGGCAGCCAAAAUGGCGAGUGGACGGGGGAACUUGGAUGCCACAUGUACUUGUGUUGGCUUGCUGGCUUCUGUACAUGCGAAUACACGUUUUCGGAUGCAUAA
Messenger RNA from Protopolystoma xenopodis, 216 nucleotides. The record is from the annotation of a GenBank genome assembly. NCBI's taxonomy places the organism in Eukaryota, Metazoa, Platyhelminthes, Monogenea, Polystomatidea, Polystomatidae.